CGCUGCAAUGCCAACUAUUUUCAAAGACACACUGGCACGGCCGGCCCUCGGCGCGUUUCUGGCAUUCGUCCGCCGCCCUUGUGGCGAUGAUGCAGCGCAAGAGUAAGGGGGCUGCGCGCGCCGCAGGACCCUCCGGAAAAGGCCAGGCGCUUGCGAUCUCCCUGUGUGACGGCUGGGGCUAUCUCAAGCACCCCAUGAACUUGGCGAAGCUGUCGCGGCGCGCCUUUCUUCAAUGUCGUAAAGUUGCCACGCACGCGAGCACGGCCCUUGCAUACGCGCGGCCAUGUCGAGAAGGCCAAACGGGCUACACGCUUGGACAUUUAGCAGGCGCAUUGGUUCAAAUGGUCGAAGUGAUCGCCGCACAGGAUCAGGAUGGGACCCAGCGCCCGCGCGCGACGGCGCGGGAGCGCCGGGGCCGUGUCGCGUGCAUGCUCCUCCGGAUACCCGAGCGCACGCGCGCGGUUUACUUUGGUGAUUAG
Amoebophrya sp. A120 is the source of this 479-nucleotide messenger RNA. The record is from the annotation of a GenBank genome assembly. NCBI's taxonomy places the organism in Eukaryota, Dinophyceae, Syndiniales, Amoebophryaceae.